GAGAAGCAAUGGAGAAAAUAACAGAGAAACUCUUACUGGAGAAAGGUUCACCAAAAACCACCAAACUGGAACAAAUAAAGACUCUCAGUCUGUCCAAGAUGGGGCUGAAGCAUAAGGAUCUACCCGUUAGGCUCCUUUCCCGUCUGCAGGCCCUGGAGAGGUUGGAUCUGUCUGGAAACACUCUGCAAGAGUUUCCAAAGACCCUGGAGCUGCCUGCGCUCCGGUGCCUGGACCUCAGCGACAACCAGAUGGAAGAUGUCACCACUUUGGAGCCCUUGAGCGGGCUAGAAGAGCUCAAGAUGGAGGAUAACCUCUAUAUUACAGUGAGCGACAACUACAAGCUGAUGGUGUUGCUGCCCAGUCUGAGGAUGUACAACGGCAAAGAUGUUAGCACAACCGCCAACCACCUGCGUUAUGUCUACACUGAAAACCUGAGGACCAGGGUAAUUGCUGUGUGGGAGAGAAGCUUUAGCCUCCCUGAUCCCAUCACCACUGAGAAAAUGUCUGCCUUGGAAAAGAGCUUUGUGAGCACUGCCUGUCAGCAGGUUAAGUUUGGACCCAGUUCAGUCAGUGAUUUCACCAGAUGGAAGGUGGAGAUUAUAGCUAAAGAUUAUCUACGCUCACUAACAGAACCAAAGGAAGACACUGACGGAAAGGAGUUGGAAACUAAAGACAACUGUGAGGUGUUGACACCUUCCAAGAGGAAACAAACUGAACCAGUAACAGACAACGUGAGCCUGACCCCUCGCAAAAGGCUGUGCCCGGAUCCAGCCUCUCCAGCCAAACGCAGCCCCCGCAUAUCCAGCCUCAAACUCCAGAAAAUAGCACAGACCAACCUGAGCCCACAGAAGAAAAACAAAGCCCCCUGCACUCCCACCAGAGGCAAGAAGAGUGUGGAUUCGCCCGGAACCCCCAAAGCAACACCAACCAAAGAGGACGGAGCUCAAAAUGAAGCGGUGGAGGACGUCAGAGCCUCACGGCCGCAGAGGGGGGUUUACACACUGCCCAUAAUCAGGACCUGCAGCAAGGCACAGCAGCCGGUCGGUCUGAAGCCCCUCCAUGUGCUCCAGUGCCACAGUAAGCAGGACAGGUCGGACGACUUCUCCACGCAGCUGUGGGCCUGUGCCUUCCAGCCACUGCCUCAUGCAUCCGGAAGUGGGGAGGGGACCCGCUUGGUUGCCACCUGUGGAGGAGACUCUCUGUGCGUGAUCGACUGCGAAACAGGGAUGGUGAUGAAGAAAUACAAAGUUCCUGGAGAGGAGUUCUUCUCGCUGGCCUGGUCCACAGUCUUGAUGUCCAGAGGGGACAAAGCCGCUGCCCAGUUCUGCAGCGUCCUCGCUGCCGGCGGAAAGAGAGGCCUGGUAAAACUGAUCCAUCCCAGGAACAACCUGGCUUAUGGGGAGUUCCGAGCCAGCCGGAAGGCCGUGUCCGUCCUCCGCUUCAACCACCAGCAAGAAAACUUCCUCUUUACGGGAUCGUACGACAACAGGAUAGUGAUGUGGGAUAUCGGUGGAGUGGACAGCCACUACAACUUCAAAGUCGUCCAGCUGCUGGUGUUGGAGAUCAGCACCACUCCUCUGCACAUCUGCCUCCCCCCCUCAUCUCCCAGCACACACCUCCUGACUGCCUGUGAGGAUGGCUUGUACUCCUUCAACACACAGCUAGGCGCAAACCGAGCCACAAAGAGGUCAAAAGAAAUGGAGAUAAAUUUCCCAAUUUAUAAGAAGGAGGACAAAGAGCAUGACUUCCACACCAUCGACGGCUUGAGUUUUCUUACGGACGACAUAGUGGCAUCUAAGAGCCACAUGCAUGGCUGCAUCUACCUGUGGAGCUGGAGCAGAACCAAAGCUCUGAGGCCGGACAAGAAGAGCGGGGGUGUGUGUGCCGUGGUCCUGGCCGAGCUCCAGUGGGCCAACACAGAGAUUCCAUACCUGGCCCUCAACACCUGUCCAAGCCGAGGCUAUGUGGUGUGUGGCGACGACAAAGGCAGGUUGUGGACCUACCAUGUCACCAACCUCCAAAUAAACAGCUUUCGGACUGGGAAGCCCAUCCAAGCAACUGAGGUGUUGGAGUGGCCGUCUCCUAUGAAGAGUGGCCUCGGUCACAUGGAGGGGCCCUCCAUCAACAGCGUAGCAAUGGAUCCCGAGCUGCAGUACCUGGUUGCCCUGAGCGACAAGAAUAUGGUGAUAAUAUGGAAGAGAGAGGAGUCGUCCUGAGCCCAUUAAAGAAUUUAUGGUUCUUUUAGACAUAAAAAUACUUUUUAAUCCGACCAGGAUGGAGUUUGUAGAAACACAUUUGUGCUUUUAUUCAUGUAAAAGGUCAAAUUGGAAGUACUGUAAAAUCUGACAAUGAAUGAAGUACUGAUGGAAUUCACAUUUCUGAAUCCACACGUUGGAGCAAACGUCAACAUUUUACUCAGAGACUUUAUUAUGUUCAAGAUCUAAACCUUUUCUGUUUGUUUUUUAGAUUUAUAUUUGUAACCUGUCUGUAAGGCUUUGCACACUAAAGGAAAACAUUAGUAAGAAUAACUUCUAAAAUUUUAAAAUGAUUUUGAAUCUUUUACACUGAGUUGUAAUUUUUGUGGGUUGGCAUGAAACUCAGAUUUCAUUAGUGAAGAGUUGGAUGAAUAAUCUCAUGUAGUAAAGUGUGAGUAAAGAUGAUGUUACCAUGUGGCAAAACUAUUGUUUGAAAUUGACCAUUUGUCACAAUAUUUCAUGGUAUCGUAUGUGUGGUAAAAUGCAGAUUUAGAAACAAUUCAAACCUCUUUUGUUGGGUCUUUAACUUUUUAAUGUACUCUAUUCUCCGGAUAAAUGUAACUACACAGCUAGCACACUUUUGAAACUCUGUCCAUCCACUGUCAGCAAAACAGUUUGAAGAACUCGUUUAAACUGGAUGACAUUUGCCUUUUAGUUUGAAACUAAAAAAUGAACAAGUUGGACUUAUUCCUCACAUUUUAAAAACUACUCUAAAAGCUCUGAAGACACUUUACCUCAGCACAUUAGUAGAAUGUACAUUCAGUUCCGUUAAAUAUGUUCUAGUCCUGAUUCAAAAUGUCCUGACACUAGUAAAACACAAAGUCGGCAAACUUCUUUGGAAUGAGCAAGGAGCCAGACUCGAGAUGGAGCUGUGUAAUUAAAGCAUUCUGAACAGAAAACAUGUCAUUUUAGUCCUUCAGUGGUGGAAUUCUGAACUGUACACAAUCCUGUUUGUGCAAAGGCUCCUUAAAGCUGUAUAUGAACUACGAUGGAAACCAAAUGGCCCUUUUUUUUCCUUUUGUGCCAGCCAUGUCUGUUAAUUUUAUGAAUGAA
Messenger RNA from Menidia menidia (Atlantic silverside), 3308 nucleotides. Lineage: Eukaryota; Metazoa; Chordata; Actinopteri; Atheriniformes; Atherinopsidae. The record is from the annotation of a GenBank genome assembly.